AUGACUUUUGCUUGUUGUGUCUACCACCCCACAUUGCGCCGCUUUCCGCGCCGGGCGUUGGUGCGUUUCAGAUACGGACGGCACUGGCACAGUCCCAAAUGCAAAGAGCGCUCCCAACUUCUGACCAACGACAGCUCUCCGCCGCUCACCGCGCCGCCGGACUGUCAAGUGAAAAUGGGUCUCGAAAAGGCGAAUUACGAAACGAGUAUUAUCAUGGACGAGGACGAGUUCAACAGAUCAAUCGAACCGAUUCUGUCGAAAAAAGACAAUGUUUAUGCGGCGAUUCCAGACCGAGAUCCUAAUGACAUAAACGCUCACUUAAAGGUAAGCUACCCUAUCAGUGUAUCAGCACACCGUGGGCUCCGGGUUUCACAAAGUAAACUACAGUAUGUGGAUGUGCCUCUAUCAAGCCGUAGUUCGAUACUUUCAUCAUGUCACUGUUACUUUGCCAUAGGUAAUAAACUAGUAACAACAUUGUAGGCUAUUCAUGCGUAAUAGCUGCACAAAUCAUGCGCUAUUGCCUAUGAGUUUAGUUUAUAAAUUGGCUGUGAGUUUUCAUUUGGAGUCAGUCCUCUUAUCCAGCCAUUUCCUGAACCAAUCUGGUCUCAGAGCAUUUCGCAUUAUUCUAUUGAAAUCCAAGACACCACAUUUAGUAUGAUAUGUCACGUUUCGUAUGGUAUGUAUUAAUUUGUGGAUGUCCAUCACCCAUUUUGUAUAUGUCACGAAUUACGAUUCGUAUUGUAUGUUACGAAUUUGCAAAACGACAAUAUGUUAAGAAUUUGCAAAUUGUAAAAUAUGUUACGUAUUUGCAAAAUGUAUGCUAUGUUACGAAUUCUAGCUAGGCUAGGGGUUAGGGUUAAGGUUAGGGUUAAAUGUAGGAGUUAGGUUAAAGGGUUAAGGUUAAGGUUAGGGGAAGGGUUACCUAACAUGCUAAGUAGUUGCAAAGUAGCUAAAAAGCAGUAAGUAGUUGAAAAGUUGCUAAUUAGCUAAAAGUUGUCCAUGAUGAGAGUCAAACUCGCAACCUUUGGGUUGCUAGACGUUGGCAUUAUACGCCUACCCAUCCACCCCAACCAAACACCUACUUUCGUUUUUGAGUGUCCCGGAUUUACAUUUACUUUGUUACAUCUAGUCUAUGAGACCAGGCUACCUGAACAGACAGUUCAGAAACAUCUGAUUGUUUGUUUGUGAUUGUACAGGACAUAUAAUGACAGAUAGGUAUCUGAAUGAAUGAUUCCUGACAAGUUGCCUCCUUCUCCAGGUUGGUUUUGACGAUGUGAUAGCAGAGCCCAGUUCGAGCCACAGCUUCGACAGAGUAUGGAUAGGAAGUCACGCUGUCUUCGAACUGGUCAAAUACGUCUCCUACCGAAUACUGACCACCAUCCUUGCCGUGCCCAUGGCGUUUAUCCUCGGUAUUGUCUUCGGGGUCUUCAGCUGUGUUCAUAUUUGGUAUGAACAUCACAUGCUAUCUUGUUGUUUCGGUGCUUGGCCAAGGGCCAAUGUUUCCUUUGCCUGUUUUGCUGCAUAAAUGUAUUAGCCUGUUGAUGACAGAGAGGGUGAUAUACUGGGUGUCAGUUUGCACAGUUAAGCUGGUAUACUGACAUAACAUAAACUAUUUAGUUAACAUCAUAGGUAGAGUACAACUGUGAAUGUGUUUGAAGUGUUUUCACUUUAUUUUGGUAAUUAUGUCAUAACCUUUCCAUAUGCAGGUAUAUAGAACAGAUAUAGCCCCUGGUUCUCCUCAGACUUGACUGCCCUUGACCAGCACAAAAACAUCAUCUGGGCUAGACAAUCUUGACCCUUUCUUUCUAAAAUUAGCAGCCGAAAUUGUCGCAACCCCUAUUACUAGCAUGUUCAACCUCUCUUUCAUAACGUCUGAGAUCCCCAGAGAUUGGAAAGCUGCCACGGUCAUCCCCCUCUUCAAAGGGGGUGACACUCUAGAUCCAAACUGUUACAGACCUAUGUCCAUCCUGCCCUGCCUUUCAAAAGUUUUUGAAGCUGGAGACUCUUAUCUCCCUCACUAACUUUAAGCGUCAGUUGUCAGAGCAGCUUACCGAUCACUGCACCUGUACACAGCCCAUCUGAAAUUAGCCCACCCAACUACCUCAUCCCCAUAUUGUUAUUUAUUUUGCUCAUUUGCACCCCAGUAUCUCUAUAUGCACAUCAUCUCUUGCACAUCUAUCAUUCCAGUGUUAAUACUAAUUGUAAUUAUUUUGCACUAUGGCCUAUUUAUUGCCUUACCUCCAUAACUUGCUACAAUUGCACACACUGUAUAUAUAUUUUCUGUUGUAUUUUUGAUUUUGUGUUUUGUUUUACCCCAUAUGUAACUCUGUGUUGUUGUUUUUAUCGCACUGCUUUGCUUUAUCUUGGCCAGGUCGCAGUUGUAAAUGAGAACUUGUUCUCAACUGGUUUACCUGGUUAAAUAAAGGUGAAAAAAUUUUUUUUUAAAAAAUAUAGGCCUAUUUUCCAUAAUGUACUGUAUGCAUGCCAGUGGACACAGGUGCCUAAAGGACAAAAUACCACUCAAAAACUAUAUUUUGGUAUUUGUUUCAGUAGGGCACUGUUGAUAUGGUCCCAAAAUGUUUUGCAUGUCAGCAAUCAAGUUUUCAAGAUAUAGAACUUCAAAAAUACAGAAAGUGUCACAGUAUGAUGUGUUUUAUUGUAUCAACAGUGGACUAAUUAAAACAAAUACCAAAAGAUAGUUUUUGAAUGGUAUUUUCCUUUAAGUUGUAGGGAAAUAAUACAACUCCUUACAUUCACAAACUGCCUGAGAGUCACUUAGUAAGCUUGCUACUUGCUGAAACAACACCAAAAGUGAGGCACGUUAUAGAAAGUUAGGAGGAAUACAGUGUUCCAGUGGUAGUGGAAAAAAGCCCCCAUACUCCCUGCCAGACAGUUGGCAUUCUAGUCUGCCUUGCAGCACCGUAGGCCUAUUUUCAGAGGAGAAUGGGACAUUCCACUAGAAUAGAUAGGCUACAGAUUGUUUUGAGCAUGUUUUGUGGGCAUGUCACAGAGUAACUUUAAUGCGACCUUUACUACAGUUUCUGGACUAGUUUUUCCAUGUCUCAAUGUCUCAGUCUCUCUACAGAAUUUAUUCUGCUUAAAGCCAUUGUCUGUAUACCAAAUGGCAUCCAUAGGGCCCACAGGGCUUUGGUCAAACGUAGUGCACUAUAUAGGGAAUAGAGUGCAAUUUGGGACGCUACCAUUGUGUAGAGGAAGAGUAAGUCAGCAAUGUCUGUCACAGCUUUUAUGGCGGAUAAGCAAUGUAAAUAAGACUUUGGUGGCAGAAAUCAAUAGAGGAUGGAAUGGUAACUAUAGCAAACAGUUGACCCUGUGACUGGUCAAUGGAUGUCUGGGGUGUGGAUAGGUGUUACAAGAUACAGUGGUACUAGAGAAGACACACUAAUAACACUCCCUAGCCUUAACACAUACUACCGGCUGCAAGCAUUCAUGAAAGUCUGCAUUAACUGUUUACGAUUAUGAUUAUACCAAAGGGACAAAGUAAGACGAUGAAGAAGGCUGUGUGUUGAAUGCAUGUUAAGAGGUACUCUGCAGUCUGUAACAAACGCAACCUAUUAGGGCUUUCUCAUGCGCUUGAUAUUACACUCAAGGCUAUAGGUUUCUCGUAAUGUAAUAAAUAUGCAUGUAAUAGCUAUGCACGACUACACAUUAUGUGCAUUUGAAGAAUACUGUAUGUUUGCGAUGCAAAGUUGAACCUGUUGUUGUGGUCCUUCCUUCUCUCCUCCCUGCAGGGUGCUGAUGCCGGUGGUGCGGAGCUGUCUGAUGGCGCUGCCCUCUGUCCAGAUUGUCUGGAGCAGCCUGACAGACAUGCUCGUCACCCCCCUCUUCCACAGUAUGGGCCGGUGUCUGUCAUUGGUUCACGUCAAGACCACAGACAACUGAUAGGGGCUUUCCUUCCCUGUCAUGAAGACGCACAGAGGGGGAAGGCACAGAGGGGGAAGGCACAG
Messenger RNA from Coregonus sp. 'balchen', 3965 nucleotides. NCBI's taxonomy places the organism in Eukaryota, Metazoa, Chordata, Actinopteri, Salmoniformes, Salmonidae. The record is from the annotation of a GenBank genome assembly.